AUGGCACACAAACCCCUCUUCCCCCUCACCUCAUUCCAUCCCGCCCCAGGAAUCACACACCUGUGCACAGCCGGCGAAAGCCUACCCCUCCAAGCCCACAGUGCCGCCUUCACCAAGUACAUGAGCCACAAGGCCGCCGGCCACACUGGUCGCAUCGAACAGGCUCAAUAUAUAGAAGACACCCGGGCUUUAAUUGCCGAGGCAUGGAAAGUCAGCCCCAAAGAGGUGGGAUUCGCACCUAGUGUCGCAGACGGGAUAUCAAUGCUCGUUGAGUCCUUGGACUGGACUGAGGGGGACAAUGUCUGUUUCCACGCCGACGAAUUCCCAAGUAUUGUUGCGCCAUUCGUGCUUCGGCGGCAGCAGCAACAGAGCCGACUCAAGGAAAAGACAGGCGGCGAUGCAAAGAUAACCUCUCCCGAGGUGCGCUACUACAACAGCGAAACUGGUUUACAAGAUGUGGUCAACUCCAAAACACGUCUUAUCGCCGUCAGCUAUGUAUCGUAUCUGGACGGCUCGCGCAUCGAUCUACCGCACUACCGAGCCCUAGCCGACUCCGUCGGAGCGAUUCUCGUCGUCGACUAUACCCAAGCGGCAGGGUACGCGCCCAUCAACGCCUCCAUUGCCGACUUUGCGUUUUCGGCGUGCUACAAGUGGCUUCUCGGCACGACGGGGGCUGCAAUCGCCUUCUGGAACCUGGCGAGGAGGCCGGAGUGGAGGCCUGUUACUGGCGGGUGGCACUCGUUGAAUCUUGGGUCUGCGCGCCCGUCUUGGGAGACGAGUCAGCUUGAGGCUCGUGGGGAUGCAUUGUGUUUUAGCCGUGGGAAUCCGGCCCAUUCGUCUAUUUAUGUACUGCGGGGGUGUUUGGAGUUUCUGGGACAGUGGGAUGCGGGUGUGAUUCAGGACCAUGUGCAGGGAUUGACGAAGGCGUUGCUGGGGAGGUUGCAGGCAGAAGGGAUUUUGUCUGCGACGCCGGCUGAUAGGGCGAGGCAUGGUGCGAGUGUUGUUGUUUAUUGUGAGGGUGCGUCGGAGAUUGUGGAUGAGAUGGCGAGGAAGGGGGUGUAUGCGUCGAAUGGCCAGGGGAGGGUGCGGAUUAGUUUCCAUGGGUAUAACUGUCUGGCCGAUGUCGACCGGGUUAUGGAAGUCUUCCCUGUGCUUUGGAGAAGGUACAAUGGGAGAGAAUGGAAGCUCUAG
Molecule: messenger RNA, 1191 nt
Organism: Aspergillus puulaauensis
Lineage: Eukaryota; Fungi; Ascomycota; Eurotiomycetes; Eurotiales; Aspergillaceae
Exons: 1
Coding region: 1-1191 (396 amino acids)
Source: RefSeq, a predicted model, not a curated record